Molecule: messenger RNA, 3183 nt
Organism: Triplophysa dalaica
Lineage: Eukaryota; Metazoa; Chordata; Actinopteri; Cypriniformes; Nemacheilidae
Gene: cald1b
Product: caldesmon 1b
Exons: 16
Coding region: 312-1967 (551 amino acids)
Biological process (GO): angiogenesis; actin filament bundle assembly
Cellular component (GO): actin cytoskeleton
Molecular function (GO): myosin binding; actin binding
Source: RefSeq, a predicted model, not a curated record
AACUGAUUUAUCCCAAUUUGUAACGAAUUGGGACAUAAACGAGUUGCAACAGAAGUGAUAAAUGAGACACGAGUGCAGUGACAUUGAUCUAUUACUUCUUGGAAAGAGGAAAACGCAAAGACGUUUGCCAAAUGUUGAAGUGAUGGAGCUCAGCGGAGGCGGGGUCUGAAUUGUGCACUUUUUAUAAAAUAUGCAGUCAGGACUAAUGACAUUUCUUCAGUGUGUCCUUUCACCAGGACGAUCAAACUUGAAGGCUACAUUGAAGGGAACGAUAGAACCCCUUUUCACCACAGAGCUUCCUUCGAACCAUCAUGGACGAGGACUUUGAUUUCGAGCGUCGCAGAGAGUUGCGGAGACAAAAGCGCGAAGAGAUGGAGCGGGAGGCAGAGAAAAUGAACGCUCAAGAUGAUGAUGAGGAGGCGUCCCGCGAGCGCCGCAGACAAGCCCGUCAGGAACGCAUGCGCAACAAAGAAAAUGAGGAAUCGAAUAGCACAACAGCAGAAACCAACAGUAUGGAGAAGUCAACAUUGAUUGGGGGUUCUGCACUGUCUGAGGAUGAUGAGCAGACUCUUCUGGAGAGGAUUGCCAGGAGAGAGGAACGGAGGCAGAAAAGGAUGAAGGAAGCUUUGGACAGACAGAAGGAGUUUGAUCCCACCAUCACGGAUGAAAAUGCCACAACCACAGAAGAAGAACCAAGAAGAAAAGAAGAUGCUGAAGAAGUGUCCAAAAAUGAGGUACCUUCAACAGAAACCACUUCCUGUAAAGAAAGCAAUGAGAAGGAAAAUGCAGAAAUGAAAGUAGAGGCUGGGGAGACGGCAAAGGCGACUGAAGAGCCCAAAGAAACUCCUGAGAAGAAAGAUAAACCAGAGGAGGAAAGACCAAAUACAUCUUAUCAAGAAGAACAGGAAUCCACAGAGACAAAACCCAAAGAACAAGCUGUACCAAAUGAGGUUGCGAAUGAAAAGCCGAAACCUUCACUUUUACGUGACAAAAAAGCGUCCACAAAACCACCGGAUGCAGACGAAAAUGCUUCAAAAGCCAAGAAACCCCAAAAGAUCCUGAGCCCGAGCGGUUUGCGCUCUCCUGACUCCGAGAAGCAAGAUCCCAUCGCCAAGCUUGAGGCGGAACGUAAGCUGCAGGAGCUGAAGCGCAGGAGGAAUGAGACGGACAGCGAGACGCUGGAGAAGAUGAAGCAGAAGCAGCAAACGGCUGAAGCAGAACUAGAGGAGCUGAAGAAGAAGAGGGAAGAGAGGAAGAAGAUCCUGGAGGAGGAAGAAAAGCAAAAGAAACAACAGCUGGCAGAAAAGAAAGUCAAGGAAGAGGAAGAAAGAAGGAAGAUGAAAGAAGAGAUAGAGCGGAGACGAGCGGAAGCGGCAGAGAAGAAAAAGCAAAAAGAGGAGUCGAAAGAAGUGAGCAAAGCCCCGUUCAUCGCUCCUAAAGGAGCAUCCGCUAAGAUUGGAGAGAAAGCUGAAUUUCUGAACAAAUCUGCACUAAAAAGUCCAGUAAAGAUCUCACACACUCCAUUAGUUUGCAAGAUUGGGAACAGGUUUGAACAGUACAAUUCUGCUCUUCAGACCAAAGAUGUGCCCAAGUCACCUAAAUCUCCCGUGGAUGUGCCUGUGGCUGAAGGGGUGCGUAACAUCAAGAGUAUGUGGGAGAAGGGGAAUGUUGUUAGUCCCUCUGCCGGUCCCACAAGUCCCCCGCCGGUCACCAAGGAAACAGCAGGUGUGAACACAUGUGUGUCCAGUCGCUUUAACAGCUGGAAGACGAAAACACCUGAGGAGAAACCGGCAGAACCGAUGCCAACACCGGAACCUGAAAAAACAAAAAAACCUGAACCAGUCAAAACGGACCAGAAGCCAGCUGAAGUCACCAAAACACGUGGCCUGUGGGAGCCAAAGGGUUCCACUCCUGUCAAGGUUUUCGCAGCCAAGAGUAAAUUCGUCACCAAUGGAACAAGAAAAUAAAGACUUUUGAAGACACAUCUUUAAAAUGCACAUGAUUCUUGACUGGUUUUGCUUCAGCAACCUGAUAUUACAUUGGACAUCAAGUGGUGACCAAAAUUGUUAAAUCUGAUUUUAUAUGAAUUAGCUCAACAUUUUAAUGCAUAAUUAUUAAAAGAUAUUGAAAUUUUGUGAAUGCAUAAACAAACACAGAAGUGUGAUUUUCCAGCCAAACACAGAACAAACAUUUAUGGACCUAAUAAUGUUAAUAAUUACUAUGUUAGUUUUUACUAUGCAUGAUUAUUUGUUUAGUUGCUUCUUGUUGUUUGCAUUUAGUGUUGUGACUACAUCGAACCAGACCUGUGGCCUAACACCUAAGAACCACUGAAUUCUGCUUAAUAAAUGUGGUAUUUAAUAUGUAGGGAAGAAUAAACUCGCCUGAAAUAUAUGACUGAAGUAGGGUUAGAAGAAUCUUCAUAUAGUGCUGUACUUGAUUAAACCUUUUUACUUUUUUAUGGCAUUGUCAUUUGGACAUUUGAAUCAUGUAAAACGUUUCAUUUAUUGCAUCUAUGUGCAAAAGCUUUGGUGUCUUUAAGGCAGCCUUACAAUACAACUAUAGCUACCAGUUACUUUAGGCUUUAUCUAAGUCUUGAAUUGAAAAAAGGUGAUAAAAUUGUGAUAAUAAAGUGCCUUUAUAGCUACAUUACUUUUCAGUCAUGUGCAUUAAACAUAUAUAUUAAUUCUGUUAAAGGUACAGUUCACCCCAAAAUGAACAUUCUGUCAUCUUUUACUCACACUCUUGGCAUUUCAAACCUGUGUGGAUUUCUUUCUUUUGUGGAACAAAAACGAAAAUAUUUUGAAAAGAAAACUGUUGGUCCCUAUUGACUGGCAUUGGUUUUGUGUCUUUACAAUAGAAGUCGAUGGGGACCAACGGUUUUCUUUAACCAACAUUUGUGUUUUGCAGAGUAAAGAAAGUCAUUCAGGUUCAAAAUGACAAAAGGGUGCGUAAACAAUGACAGAUUUUUUUCUCUUCGUGGGUGAACUAUGCCUUUAAUUAUAUACAUUGUAAUAUCUUUUGGUUAAGAUGUUUAAUCUUGUCGCUUUGUGCUUGAACAGAUUAUUGUCAUAUGUUUUGCAUUUAGUAACAAGUCGUGCUAUGAACACAACACAUUUGCUUAUACAAAAAUAGAGGUACUUUAAAUGUUACCGAAUCUUCAAUAAAGUGCAUCAUUAUUCUCCA